AUGAACUUUGGAGACACGUUCGGAGACUCUUGUGGGGGCAACAACGCCCUCAACAAGCUUGCACGGCGUGCAAACAUUGAUACAUCAGUUACAAACCAGCUAAGGACGGGCAGCGACGCCUCGCAGUUCUUGAAACCUACUUACCGGUCUGUUGAUCAGCGGCUUGAGACAGGCUAUCGCGAGUUCCAACAGCAAGGUUCGUCCUCUUUCCAGCCCGAACUGCCCGGAUUUCUCCCAGAACAGGGCCAGUGGAUCGACCGGUUCCGCGAGAUGAACUUGGACGGAAAUGCGCAGUCUCUCCACUUUGAGCAGCCGAGUGCAAAUUCUUCCUUGACUCCGUCUGCGUGGAGAAACGAGUUUUUACAGAACAACCAGCAUGUCCAGCAACAGCAACAGUAUACUCCAGGGGGUCACACUGCCUCUUACCGUCCGCAAACGCAGUUUUCCGCUCCGAUGGUGCAGAUGCCCCGCCAGGCAUCGGCCCCGCCUCCACAGCAGGACUACUCUGCCGUGGACGCCGCGUUUGAGGAAAUCGAGGACCAGCUCGCACAACAGCCCGUGAACACUCUCCCGCAGGAGUCUGCUCUUCAGCCCACCAACGAGGAGGACAAGAUCAAGUUCGCACAGCUCGCCAAAUCCGUCUUUAUGACCAUGUCCAAGCCCCCAAGCGACGUUUCGCAGGAAACAAACGCCAAGUUCCAGAACUCAAACUUCCUCAAGCUCAUGAGCAGGAUAUCCACCCGCGAGGUGGAGAUCAGUGAGCAAAAGGACAAGUUUAUCGAUUCGCAGGGCAGAGACAUCAGAGACAUGCUCCCUGAUCCGUUGAAAGACAUCAAACAGGAAGGGCUUGCUUCGCUCGGCCCGUUCGACUCUGCACAACAAGUCUACUCUCAAAUGGGCGAGGAACUAAGACCCAGCAUGUGGCAAUAG
Messenger RNA from Ogataea philodendri, 930 nucleotides. RefSeq lists its product as uncharacterized. Bases 1 to 930 code for a protein of 309 amino acids. Lineage: Eukaryota; Fungi; Ascomycota; Pichiomycetes; Pichiales; Pichiaceae. The record is from RefSeq and is a predicted model, not a curated record. The transcript has a single exon.